AGGAGCGUGGAACACCUUGCCCAUCAUAUCGAAGAGGAGGCACAGAGUAGCGCCAAGCACUAGAGGGAAGGGCAAGCCCGUUAUAAGCUCGAGCACCGGCUAUUCAACAGCUUAGGAGUCGCUCAGGAUCCCAGCCGGUAUUCGCACGUGGGUCCCAAGUCCCGUGUUCCGCGCGUCGUUAUUCUUCGCGAUACUGGCAACACGGAGCAUGAAUAAUCGGGCAUGCAGAAUGUCGUCGUUCGCGAUGCUGGUGCUGGUACUCGUGGUACAGGUGAUCGCAACGGCUGUAGGAUCAAUAUCCAGCUCGCUGAAUUUCGACGAUGACAGUAAUCCGGAGGAUGCAGUCAUCAUUGAAGCUGCGAUCGAUCCGGAUCAGUUUGAAUCAAGAGAGGGUCGGAGCGUUCUUUGGAAUGGAGCCACGACUCGUGAGACCUGUCUAACAUCCAAAGGCGAAGUCGGUCGCUGCACGACUUUCAAGGAAUGCUAUCCUUACUUUAAGAUACCGGACCUUGGUGCUCUAGACGGUUGGGUUCUUGGCGUUUACGACACAUGCAGCUAUAUCCGCGAAGAUGGGAACCCGAGUUUUGGAAUUUGUUGCUCGAACCUACAGCCCUUCGUCACACCUCGUCCCGAUAAUUGUGACGAUUCCAUCGUGGAAAAUCCGCAAAUCGAAGAUAAUAAAAAAAAAGGCGAAGAGAACGGGGUAGCACGUCCUCAGGCUGCGCCUACUUGGCCACCGCCAAUUCCCACACAUCCGCCUGAUCACACGAUACCGCCACUGCCGACUCAUCCACCCUCGUCCGAUCUACCGACGCAGUCCACGACCUUGAAACCGAUAACUACGAGUUCAAAAAAACCGGGUGUCGCUACUACAUGGCCGACGAAGAAGCCAACCUGGUGGCCAAUCUCAUCGAGCAUGUCGACUACCAGUAAAUCUCCCAUGUCCGGCGGCAAUAAUCUAUCGCAGUGCGGUGCCAAGAACGGCAAUCAAGAUCAGGAACGCAUCGUGGGUGGGAAGAAUGCAGAUCCAGGCGAAUGGCCGUGGAUCGCCGCGCUUUUCAAUGCUGGCCGUCAAUUUUGUGGUGGAUCGCUCAUCGAUGAGCACCACAUAUUGACAGCGGCGCAUUGUGUCGUAAACAUGAAUUCUUGGGAUGUCGCGAGGUUAACAGUACGUCUCGGUGAUUAUAAUAUUAAAACGAACAAUGAGAUCCGUCACAUUGAGAAACGCGUAAAGAGAGUCGUGAGGCACCGAAACUUCAAUUCACGUACGCUCUAUAACGACGUGGCGGUCCUCACGUUGAGCGAACCUGUGGAAUUUACGGAACAAAUCCGACCUAUCUGUCUACCUAGCGGAUCACAAUUGUAUCAAGGCAAGACAGCGACGGUUAUAGGAUGGGGUUCUUUGAGAGAAAGUGGACCACAACCAGCAAUUUUGCAAGAAGUUUCAGUACCAGUUUGGUCGAACAGCGAGUGCAAAUUAAAAUAUGGAGCAGCAGCACCGGGUGGUAUAGUCGAUAGUUUCUUAUGUGCUGGUCGCGCCAAUAAGGAUUCGUGCUCGGGUGACAGUGGUGGUCCUUUAAUGGUUAAUGACGGACGCUGGACUCAAGUUGGAAUUGUCAGUUGGGGAAUAGGUUGCGGAAAAGGUCAAUAUCCUGGGGUCUAUACAAGGGUCACACACUUUUUGCCAUGGAUUUAUAAAAACCUAAAAUAGAAAACACACGCGUGUUAUACGUAUUUAUCUAUGUCU
This is a messenger RNA of Formica exsecta, 1747 nucleotides long. RefSeq names its product proclotting enzyme-like. The transcript is spliced from 6 exons. Gene Ontology annotation, molecular function: serine-type endopeptidase activity. The coding region runs from base 209 to 1711 and encodes 500 amino acids. The record is from RefSeq and is a predicted model, not a curated record. Gene Ontology annotation, biological process: proteolysis. NCBI's taxonomy places the organism in Eukaryota, Metazoa, Arthropoda, Insecta, Hymenoptera, Formicidae.